AUGGAGUCGCACAAGUAUAUUAUCAACGUCCACAUCUGUGUCGUCUUUAUCAACCUCUCGCCCUCCAUGUCUCAGAUGGCCCUUUUACUCUGUCGUCAACUCCGCACCAUUCACCCCAGGAUGCUCGAGGGUGGCUGUGAGACUGCUUGGGAUGCCUUCCUCCGCUCCGCAUUCCCUUUCCCAUCUGGAUUCAUCGUCUUCCCUGCGCGCUGGGCUUCCAGGGGUCAGCAAUGUUUCCGCUUCGAGGUCGUAUAUGAUUGGAAGCACACAGUGUUUGUGGUGCACCAGAAAUCAGUGGCAGAGAUGGACUACACAAAGGAGUGUCAGAUCGCUGACAGGCUGAUGCGUAAGCGGCUGAGCAGACCAGACUGUCCUCUGCCCACUUUCCGUGGAGUGAGCACACUGGGAUCCACCUUUGCUUUGUAUGCCAAACAGCAUACCACUGGCAUCACCCCUCCUUCCAUUCCCAAUUGGAGCCACAGCCUUCUCGACCUUGGUGGGGUCGGCAGGAUCCUGGAGAUUGUCAAGGCUGUCAAGAAGGACUGUAGGGAGUUCAAACGACCGAGGAAGCUCACUGCCAAGGUCACCUCAAACUUCUAG
Messenger RNA from Epithele typhae, 600 nucleotides. RefSeq lists its product as uncharacterized. The coding region runs from base 1 to 600 and encodes 199 amino acids. NCBI's taxonomy places the organism in Eukaryota, Fungi, Basidiomycota, Agaricomycetes, Polyporales, Epitheliaceae. The record is from RefSeq and is a predicted model, not a curated record. The transcript has 3 exons.